Molecule: messenger RNA, 3387 nt
Organism: Diabrotica balteata
Lineage: Eukaryota; Metazoa; Arthropoda; Insecta; Coleoptera; Chrysomelidae
Source: the annotation of a GenBank genome assembly
UGACAGUUCUCCUACCACGAGGCAUAAAUUCAAAAUAAGUGUUUAUUAACUUAUUGUUAACUUAGGUGAUAAGUGAUAAAAGUAUUAAUAUCAAUGAAAAUUAAAAUAAACACGGUAAACAAAACUGUAUUGGAGACUCCUCCUGUACAAAAUGAAGAAGAUUCUGAUAUUUGGAGUCAUGGUUUCAUGAUACCUUCUAAUGCAGAUGAUGCUCCUGAAAGAUGGGGAAGUAAGAACAAAUGGUGCAGGCCAUCGUGUAUUCCUAUCUCUAUAAUAUGUAUCCUGAUCUUCCUCGUAGUGUUAUUGCCGCUAUUAGACCACGCCUCCGAGAAAAGUUUGAACAAUUUGAAUGGUUUUCUAAAAGAGAAUUGCAACAAUACUUGCGGAUUGUCUUUGGUGGAAAGCAUUCCCGAGGGCCUAGUUUAUCCAAACGAGUCAAUCAUAUACCCUUCCACUUUUGAUACAUGGUUAGAUUUGAUAAAUUCAGCGAACGAAUCGAUAGAUAUAGCAUCGCUCUAUUGGACGCUUAGACAGUCUGAAGUCUAUCCGGAUCCGUCGUCUGAACAGGGAGAAAAAAUAUUUCAAUCCCUAUUGAAAGCUGGCACCGAACGGGGAAUAACGAUUCGAAUAGCCCAAAAUUCUCCGUCGCAAAACUUUCCCAACAUCGACACCGAAUUGCUGGUAAAAAGAAAAGCUGCCGAAGUGCGGAGUGUCAAUUUUGCCAAAUUGUUGGGAUCCGGUGUUUUGCAUACUAAGUUAUGGAUCAUCGAUCAAAAACACGUCUACGUUGGAAGCGCCAAUAUGGACUGGAGGUCGCUAACGCAAGUCAAGGAAUUGGGGAUUGUUAUUCGUAAUUGCUCUUGUCUUGCCGACGACGUCGAAAAGAUUUUUGAGGUCUAUUGGGCCUUAGGCGCUGAUAAUGCUAAGAUACCUCCCCAAUGGCCGGCAAAUCUAUCUACGCAAUAUAAUUCCCAAACUCCGCUAGCAUUAGUUUACAACAACGAAACAUUUCAAACAUAUUUUUCUAGCUCCCCGCCACCGUUUAACCCGUCGGGUCGUACGAACGACAUCCACGCUCUAACGCACGUUAUAAAACAUGCCGAAAAGUUCGUUUAUAUUGCCGUUAUGGACUAUUUUCCACUGAUGAUAUACACGCCCAAAGUAAAAUACUGGCCAAUCAUCGAUGAUGCCCUAAAAACCGCUGCGAUAGAACACAAAAUUAAGGUAAAAUUAUUGAUUAGUUGGUGGAACCAUUCCAGACCUGCAGAAGAUAAUUUCCUCAAAUCAUUGGCGACUAUCAACAACGCUUAUCGUGGAGUUAGCAUUGAAGUGCGCCGUUUUAUCGUUCCCGCCACGAAAGACCAACAGAAAAUCCCCUUCGCGCGUGUCAACCACAACAAGUACAUGGUGACCGACAAUACGGCGUUCAUCGGAACGUCGAAUUGGUCCGGCGACUACUUUACAGACACUGCGGGUGUGUCGUUCGUCUUGCACGAUCCCGUUUUCGACCGAAACACCAGCCACACUACGAUCCGAAGUCAGCUACAAGGUAUUUUCGAAAGAGAUUGGAAUUCUCCCUAUGCGCACUACAUGAAUUUUUCAGAAUACGAUGACGGGUAUUAACAUAAGUUUUAAUUUUGAAAAUUAUAGAAAAUUGUAAAGAGCGACAAAAUUCUCAACUGUAACGGUUAAUGAUUAGCUUAGGGCCUUGGACAAGUGAAGAUAGAGGACAGGUAACGCUUAUUAAUAACGCUUAUUAUAACGCUAGCAAAGUGAGUCCAGUUUUAAUGUGACCGCCAUAUUUUGGUGCCUGUACGUUGCCCAUGACUACCUCUCACAGGGUAGUCUUCAGAUUCUACUGAAACACUAUAUCGAUCUACUAAACAAUAUGUAAUUAUAAAAUCAUGUUCAAAAAGUGAUCAUUAUAUCAGUGAUCAAUUAUAAAUUUUGAAGAAAAUCCAUUUGUUGAUAUAUAUCCAUUAUUCUCUACUAAAGAAAUAAAAUAUGACGUGGCAACUCAUCUGGUGCCGGUUUAGGCAUUAGUCAAUUCCAUACGAUUAUGCGUCCCCUCUCUUUUCUUGUUUAAGUUUAGGGCAAUGAACCUAUAAUGUAUUUAAUUUUAUAUUCUCCAUCUGUUUGUCGUUCCAAUUCACCGUCUGUUUGUCUUGAAAAUCGUAGAAGGCACAGAUUUAGGUAUUAAUCUGAAUUUGGUUUCGAACACUUAGAAAUCUUUUGUUUUCUAAGUUUUUUUCGUUAAAAAUAUAUCAGUUUUAGACACAUUACCUUAAAAAUUGCAUAAAUUUGCAUUUAAAAAAGAUGCAUAUAUAAUAAAAAGCAUUCAAAUUAUAUUAAAAAAAAACAAUAGUUUAGAAACACCAAAAAAGUAAACAAUUUUAAAAAGUAAAUAGUAAAAUAUCAUUCUGAAGCUAUUUUCUUGUGGCAUUUUAAAUUAAUUACUAUUUAAAUGGGAAUAAGCCACAAUUAAAGAUAAAAAUACGUUUAUUGCCGUUUCAAUUUCCACUUCGGAAAUCGUUCUCAAAAUACAAACAGUAAAUUUACUGUUUGUAAUGCAGUUCUUAAUUUAAACCUGCUUAGAACAAAUAUAUAAUAACUAGAAACGAAUUGAUCGAGACUAGUGAAUCGAUGUGAAGAGCUGCUAUAUUUUGUGACGCCUUCUCCUCGUGGCACUAGUACCGUGACACUCGUUUCGGCAGUUUACUAUAAAAAGUAAUACAACGUGAGUGUAGAAGCUUCGCUUCAAAAAGUCUUUAGGAGAGGUAAAAAACUGAAAAAUAAUUGGGGUUUACUUUUGGAAACAAAUUUGGAAGUUAUGGAAGCAAAUUCAUCUCAUGAAUUUGUUUUUCUAUCUGAUUCUCAUAGAGGGCGCUAGUUAUAAGGUUCGUACUAAGCAUUAUUCAUAUUAUUCAACAUAACUUUUUUUAAGGAUAGAAUUAUUGAUUAUAACUCCAAAAAACGGAAGAGACUUACUCUAAUUGAAUUUUAUUUUAUGUUCUUAGACUUUAUUUUAAUUUUCUUGUGAUUUUUUUUUAAUUAAUAACUUUUUCAUUACUUUAUACCUGCAAAGGUUAUUACUUCAUAAUUUUUAAAUCAAAAUAUUCCGAAAACGGUACACAAUAUCGAGUUUGUGUAGCUUUUUGGUGUAAAAUUGUAUGAUGUUUAGUUUCACUUGGAAUUUUGAUUAAUAAUUAUACCCUUAAAAAUUAUGUUGAAUAUUACUUGGUACGAACCUUGUAACUAGCACCCUCUAUGAGAGUCAGAUAUAAAAACAAUGGAAUGUAUCAGCUUCCAAAACAUAUUCAUACAAAAUUUUAUUACAAUGUUGCCAAUAAUUUUAGCAAAAUCGUUAAAAAUCGAUUUCAAAAUCGU